Molecule: messenger RNA, 3805 nt
Organism: Pleuronectes platessa (European plaice)
Lineage: Eukaryota; Metazoa; Chordata; Actinopteri; Pleuronectiformes; Pleuronectidae
Gene: rtn4rl2a
Product: reticulon 4 receptor-like 2 a
Exons: 4
Coding region: 16-1395 (459 amino acids)
Cellular component (GO): plasma membrane
Molecular function (GO): protein binding
Source: RefSeq, a predicted model, not a curated record
GAGCUUUGGUUCAGGAUGGAAACCUCUUCGAUAUAUCGGAGCCGACGAUGCUCCAUCAUGCGCAACUGCAAAAGCGGUCUCUCCCUCUGGUUGGUGGUGUGGCUGGUCCUCGGCAAGCCAAGUCCGGCGUCGGCGUGCCCGCACCUGUGCGUGUGCUACCCGACGCCCAUGACUGUGAGCUGCCAGGCGCAGAACUUCACCGCCGUCCCGGUCCGAGUGCCCUACGAGUCGCAGCGCGUGUUCCUCCAAAACAACCGGAUCACGGAGCUCAGAGUUGGCUCUUUCGGCUUCGGAACUCAGGUUCUGUGGCUGUUCUCCAACAACAUCACAUGGAUUGAGGCAGGGGCCUUCAGUGAGCUGCGGGACUUGGAGGAGUUGGACCUGGGGGACAACCCUAACCUCCACAGGCUGGAGGGGGGAGCCUUUCGCGGACUAGAGAAGCUCCAGAGCCUCCACAUGCACCGCUGCCGGCUCAAUGCCCUGCCCCAUGACAUCUUCCACAAGCUUUACAGCCUGCACUUCCUCUAUCUGGAGGAGAAUAAUCUCCACUUCCUGCAGGACGACAUCUUCUCUGACCUCAUAAACCUGAGCCAGCUUUUCCUGCAUGGCAACCGCAUCCGUACCCUCUCCGAGAACGUGUUUCGUGGCCUGGUCAACCUCGACCGCCUGCUCCUUCACGACAACCGCAUCAGGCAGGUGAACCGCCGGGCCUUCCGCGACCUCGGCCGCCUGACCAUGCUCUUCCUCUUCAACAACACCAUGGCGGAGCUGCCCAGCCAGACCCUGAGGGACACCCAGGGCAUCGAGUUCCUCCGCCUCAACGCCAAUCCCUGGUCAUGCGGCUGUGAGGCCCGCGCCCUGUGGGAGUGGUUCCGUGAGGCCCGUGUCUCUUCAUCCGAGGUGAUCUGCUCCUCCCCUUCCAACCGCCGCGGCCAGGACCUCCGCUUUCUCCGUGAGAUGGACUUCGCCCUCUGCCCCCUGGCCGACCCAGGCUCCAUCGCUGGCUCCACCACCACCACCUUCAGCACCAAGACCCGCUGGUGGUUCCACAAGAACAAGCCCCAGUCAUCCACGAAAGGUGUCUUUGAAAAAGCCUCAGAAACCGUCAAGGCUGGUUUGUAUGGGAAAGGCCCAUCCACAACCUCCUCAGUAGUCAAGUAUGAGCUGGGGGAGGAAGAGCUGGCGCUGCCCAAACUUGACUCAGAAGAGUACUGGGUAAACUACGGCAACGAGGAUUCAGGUGUCACUCUGCGGUGCUUCGAGCUUGAAUGUCCACCUGAGUUUGACAUGCCUCCAUCUUCCUCCUCUCCCUCAUCCUCCUCUCCGUCGCUCUUCUCUUUACUAGCCCUUUCUGUUUUCAGCCUCUGCCUCAACCUCCACCUGUUAUUUGGUUGAAUGGGACUCUCAGUACCACCCUCCUCAUCCGUUCCAGCCUGUUUUAAAGGCUGCGAGGACCCCUGUUAGACUCUUGAUAACCCCUUUGCCUGACAUGCUGUGAGCCAAUUCUCAAGGCACAGCGAGGGAGAUAGGGGGACAGUUAGAUUCUGAAUCUAUCAUCUACAGGGCUUAACACAUUUCAGGGCUGCUAACAGUUCUUGAGCUGAGGUUAUAUAUAUCUACAAUACUCUACAGGUGUGACUUUUUGUGUCUCACCUGUAUGAUGUCAUGAUUCCCUGCAAUCAGGGCUACGAGGGCUGACUCCAUCACUAAUAUCAACAUGAUUUAUAGUUAGUUGUGAAUGAUGUUGUGGAUUUUGUCACCUCAAUUUAGUUAAAACUACUAGUGCUAUUGGUGCAUCCAAUUAACUGGCUGCUGAGAAUUACUACAAUAACUGUUAGAGUCAGUGCACAGUAAGGACAAUACUGUAAACACUUAAAGUGUUAUGUACAUAGAUAUGUAUCCUGUGAGUGUCUUGAUUUUCAUCUCUACCCAUGAAAACUGUGAAGGCUUGCGCUCCUACAGGACAGAGCACGACGUGCAGUGAGCCAGAGAGUAGAGAGGAGAAGAAAAUAUAUACGGAGCAGUCUGGAGGGACUGCAGCGAGAGCGUGAGAGAGAGAGAGAGCAAGGGACAGAUAGAGCAGCGAGAGAAAGAAGAGAAAAGAGCAAGAGCAAUAAGAGAAGACACAGUGAGACACUAUGAAGGACAGGGCUGGCAGUAGAAGCAGCAACCUGCAGGAGAGAAGUAAUAAUUCCACUCAUAGCGGUUAAAUCCAUCCAUCACACAUUCCACCAUCUUCUGUAAAUAGGAUGUCGCAUCUACCACAGGGAACAAAAAUGCUUCCUGUCAGGAAGCCGAAGAUGUAGGUUUUUGAAUGUCUUUUUGUGACAUAUUGAAAUGAUGUGUAAAAGAUUGUUUAAACUGAUGCGGAUGAACAGAUAAAAUGAUUUACUGAAUAUUUCCUGAAUCACGUCGUUUAUCAUGAUAUUGUUUGGGGCAAUGUAUCACAGAAUAUACAUAUAUACUAUAUAUACAGUAUAUAUAUUUAUAUACAUAUAUAUAAAAGGGAUUUCAUGUCUCAACAUGGUAAUUUUCUUUUCGGAAAUCCAAAGCUUCUUGCAAAAGUGAGACAAGAGGAGUAGAAAAAGAAAUCUAACAGAAAGGAACAGAUUGCAGCUGGGUGAAUAAGCAGUGAGUAAAAGGACUGACCACAUGGACCCUAAAGUCACAGACAGGGGCCGCAGAUUUGGCUCUGGCUGUGAUGGGCAUCUGUGUGAGUCCACAUGGAUAAUGAGGAUGAAUGGGUUCACAAGCUGGCAACACUGCAAAAGGCAAAUACGUCAGUAAGUUUGACUCAUAGCUCGGAGAAGCCAGAUGGACAGACGAGGUGUAAAUUGGCUGAUUUGUAAAUACACCAAGAGAGCAAUGAAGGAGUCUGGAGCCAGAGAGAGCAGCCAGCAGAUCGGGACUCACACUGAGACGAUGUGAAUUGAUGUGGAAUUUAAAAUCAAAGGUGCAGGGAGAUGUUAGUGCUGAGGCUGCAGGAGGAAGGAGAAGUGUUCAGAGCGAGCUGCGAGGGAGAAGGAGGAUGUUACCAAAUAUAGGCAUCCACUGGUCUUCCUUCACAAGUGUUUAUUUGUCCCUCUCUCUGCCAAACAGGUUUCCACAUUGCCUUGUAUGAAGAAAAUGAAUAGCAUCUCCUAACGUCUUUCUUUUUUAAUCUAUACACAUAGUUUUUUCUAAAGCUUUAAGCUUUAUCCAUCUCUCAAGGACAGAAAUGAUGGAGGGAGAGAGUCGCUGUAGCUUUAGUAGAGGCUACAAGGGCAAGACCGAGAUAGUAGGAGUGAAAGAGUGGGAGGGAUUUCAGUGACGCACACACACACACACACACACACACACACACACACACACACACACACACACACACACACAUCCUCUUGGAAAGCAAUGUAGUUUUUAAAAGAUACCAAGAUAACCCAUUUUUUUCCUUUUAACUAAAGCCUUAUUGAGAUCUCUUUUUUUUCUCCUGAUUAAGAACCAACGACUCCGGGAAAUAUUCAGUGUAAUCUCUCUGUUCAGUCUCUUUGCACAGUAAUGUGGAGGAGGUCAAACUGAGCCUGGGUGCUCUUCAGUGGCCAUGACAGUGAGGUCACUGUCAGAUGACCAAAGUGCCAGUUAUACCAUUUCCCCUCAGAUUCAUUGUUUAGUCUGUCAUCAUGCAUGUUCAGUGUUUUGUAUUAUGGAAAGAGAUAUUGACUAUAUAUGACAGAUUGACUUAUAUGUUAUUUAUUUUUAAUUUAGAAGAUGAAGCUCAUCAAAGAUGCAGCAUAAAGAAAAAAUAAAUUCAUACUUGUUUUAACAAAAA